Molecule: messenger RNA, 444 nt
Organism: Mesocricetus auratus (golden hamster)
Lineage: Eukaryota; Metazoa; Chordata; Mammalia; Rodentia; Cricetidae
Product: ubiquitin-conjugating enzyme E2 variant 1
Exons: 1
Biological process (GO): DNA damage tolerance; protein K63-linked ubiquitination
Cellular component (GO): nucleus
Source: RefSeq, a predicted model, not a curated record
AUGGCAGCCACCAGAGGCUCGGGAGUGAAAGUCCCUCGAAAUUUCCGACUGUUGGAAGAGCUGGAAGAAGGCCAGAAAGGAGUAGGCAACGGCACAGUUAGCUAGGGUCUAGAGGACGUUGAAGACAUGACACUUACGAGAUGGACAGGGAUGAUAAUUGGGUCUCCAAGAACAAUUUAUGAAACCCGAAUAUACAGCCUUAAAAUAGAAUGUGGACCUAAAUAUCCAGAAGCGCUCCCAUCUGUAAGAUUUGUAACAAAAGUCAAUAUGAGCGGCAUGAGUAGUUCCAGGGGAGUGAUGGAUCCAAGGGCUACGGCAGUGCUGGCAAAGUGGCAGAAUUCCCACAGCGUCAAAGUCAUCCUGCAGGAGCUUCGGCGCCUGAUGAUGUCAAAAGAGAACAUAAAGCUGCCACAACCGCCAGAAAGACAGUGUUACAGCAAUUAG